Molecule: messenger RNA, 429 nt
Organism: Jatropha curcas
Lineage: Eukaryota; Viridiplantae; Streptophyta; Magnoliopsida; Malpighiales; Euphorbiaceae
Source: RefSeq, a predicted model, not a curated record
AUGAACGAAGAUACCUUGGGUUACCGAGACAAGAGCAACUAUUGCGAGUUCCACAAGGAUGUUGGCCAUGAAACUGAGGCAUGUUGGCAAUUAAAGAAGGAGAUUGAGCACCUCGUGCAAAUGGGCAAACUAAAAGAAUUCGUGGGGAGACCUCAGAAAGAAAUUGAAGAGAGGGGUAAGCAGGUGAAGGAUUGUCAAACCCUAGGUACAAUCCACACCAUCUUUGGAGGCUCAUCAGGAGGGGAUAGCAAUUCAGCGCGGAAAAGGAGAGCCAGGAAAAUUUAUUCCAUCUUACCCCAACAAAGGCCAAACAUAAGACCACCUCUCUCAUUCUCCGAGAUUGACAGUGAAUAUGUGCAUACCCCACACAAUGAUGCCUUGGUAAUUGAGGGAAUCAUGGAGAAUUUAGAGUUUUGGUGGACGAAGGAU